AUAAUAAAACUCUUUGGGAAAAGGCAUUGUCCUGAGUUUUAAUCGGCUUUGGAGAGAGAGAGGAGUAGAAGAAUGAAAGCCUAAGACCUGUCCAGUCUGUACUUUUUAUCUCAGUCCAACUUUGGUGUUGCCUUGAUAUUACUGGGCCUAGGCUAUUAUUCCUAUAGAAAUAAUGGUAAAGGGCAUAUAUUACCUUAAAAAAAUGGGGGAAAGGUAAGAAUAAAAUUUUAAAGUUUCCUAAAGAAAUUCUCUCAUUCCUGCCACUGUCUCUGUCUCUUCAGCCCCCAUCCUAAAUGCCCAUACAUAAAUCAGCCUUCAGCCACUUGUAGGGAUUUCUCACAGUAUUUUUGGUUUGCUUAUUUUUUUAAUUUUUUGUUGGUAUUUAUUGUUAGGAACGUUAUUCUCUCCAUUUUGUAAUUUCUGUAGAGCUGAUUUUGGGACUCACCAUCUUCAUGGUGAUUGAUAAUCCUGCCAUAAUGUUUAAUCUGAAAUCUUAAUGUUUUAUUCACAGGGAGGAAUACAAUUUUUUCAUCUAUAAUUUGGAAGCAAAGUAAAAUAACAAAAUGAAGCCAGCAAAACAUCUGUUAGCCUCUAGUAAUAAAUUGACAAAUGUUCCAGAAUUCACUUACAAAAAAGGACUGUUGAAUUUACCAUUGUCACCUAAACCAAAGGAAAAACAUAGUACAAAAUUAGUACGUGAUAAACUUGAACCAAUGGUCUUAGGAUCUCCACCAACAGGGGAAUCCAUCAUAAGGUAUGCUUUGCCCAUUCCAUCAAGUAAGACAAAGGAGUUAAUAGCAGAAGAUGAAUUGAUCAGGAAAAUUACCAAACAUCUGAAGAUGAUUGUUUCUACUUUGGAAGAAACCUAUGGAUUUGGCAUUCAAAAUGGAGAAAAAUCAGUUGUGAAGCCUGAACCUGAGGAAUUAACUUUAUCGGUUGGGGAUGAUCUGAAUUCAUUCUUGAGAUGUUGUUCACAAUUUGCUGCUCAGUUAGAAGAAGCAGCUAAGGAAGAACGUAACAUUUUGGAAUCUCUUUUUAAGUGGUUUCAGCGACAGGUCAAUCAGAUGGAAGAGAUAAGUAAAGAUCAAACCUUUUUAGAGGCAGAGUUUCCAGCACCUGACAAGAGAGUCACCUUAAACGUUGCGCAAGUAGUAGAGCAGGUGCAAGCACUAGAAGUACUGAAAAAUCGCCUUAAACAACAGUCUAAAUACUCCUUGAGGACCGCAUUGUCUAAAGCCAAGGAUAGUGAAAAUUUACCAGGAGCAGUACAUAGUUACGAAGCUGUACAGCAGAUAAUCGAAGAAUUCAUAAAAACCCACUCAACUGAAGAAUUUAUAGAUGUUUCUGCAACUGAUCCACAAACUGCUUACUCCCUGAGGAAGCGAUUAGAUGUCAUGUUGAAAAUAUUUGAAAAACAGUCAAAUAUGUUGGAGAGAGCUGUGAGUGAUCAAGGUUUGUUAGAGGCUAAAUUCAAACAAAUGGAAAGUGAUUUUCAAGUGUUAUUAGAGGAGAAAUUGGGGCUGGAAAAUGAAUUACAAAAGCUGAAGAAUACUGAGAAAACAAAGUCAACGUACAAUAGGACAAAGAAAACUAUAAAAACUGAGAAGAAAAAAGACAAAGGAAAACCUGAGGAUUCAGAAGAGAAGAAAUCUCUAGUCAAAGACCUUAAAAUAAAAGGAGAUUUGUUUCAAGUCCAGGAAGCUGAAAGAGCGAAGCAUCAACUUGACUAUUUCCUAAAUCAAGGGAAAGAAUUAUUUAAAAGUGAAGGGAAGACCAAGACAACAAUGGAAAUGGGUAUUAGUAAAAUAAAAGUUGAAGAUUCAAAAGAUAUACCAUUGGAGAGAGGAAGAAGGAAAUCACUAGUUACAGAUUCAGGUGGACAAAAGACAAAUUCUAAAAUCCGAGAACAUCUACAGACAGAGAGAGAAAAUAUAAUUUUGGUAGUAGUUCAUCUUCUACAGUGUUUCUUCCAAUGCCAGGAGGAAGAUUAUUCAAUUCAGUUUAGUUCAAAUAGGGAAAUAUGGACUGAAUUUCCAUGCUGUGCAAGGCACAGUGCUAGAUAUUAUGAGGAAUAUAAAGAUGACAGCUGUAUCAUCCUUGCCCUCAAUGCAUUAAACGUUCUAGUAAGGCAGACAAGACAUGUGCAGUAUAAUGCAGAAGAUGCAUUCUAUAAAAGGUUACCAAAAGGUUGCAUCAAAAAGGAGGAAAAGUUAUUUCUGGCUUGA
This is a messenger RNA of Leptonychotes weddellii (Weddell seal), 2225 nucleotides long. Lineage: Eukaryota; Metazoa; Chordata; Mammalia; Carnivora; Phocidae. The record is from RefSeq and is a predicted model, not a curated record.